AUGGGAUCAGUCGAUAGCUUCGACACUCUGGUGAGGCGAUUCACGGUGCAAUACGCAACGAGCCGACCUCAUCACAUCGCAUCUGCCGCCUUGGCCAGCCUCAGACAGGACGACGACGAACCAUUAAGGACAUUCAUGGAGCGCUUCGCUGGCGUCUCCGUCAAAAUCCGCAACUUAAACCUCGAGGUCGCACUGCACUCCAUGCUCAUGGCAUUGAAGCUAGGACCUUUCGUCGACAGCCUUUGCCGACGACCUCCUCCCGACAUGGACAAGCUCCGAGCUCACGCUACUGGGUACAUCCAGAUGAACGAGCAUGCCGAGUUCCGCAAGGAAAUUC
Messenger RNA from Cajanus cajan (pigeon pea), 337 nucleotides. NCBI's taxonomy places the organism in Eukaryota, Viridiplantae, Streptophyta, Magnoliopsida, Fabales, Fabaceae. The record is from RefSeq and is a predicted model, not a curated record.